Vombatus ursinus (common wombat) is the source of this 1044-nucleotide messenger RNA. Its product is annotated as UPF0488 protein C8orf33 homolog. NCBI's taxonomy places the organism in Eukaryota, Metazoa, Chordata, Mammalia, Diprotodontia, Vombatidae. The record is from RefSeq and is a predicted model, not a curated record.
AUGGAGGUGAGGGCUGGGUCGUGCGGCGCGGCCUUGGGAGCGAAGCCUCCGAGGGCUCGGAUCCCCCAUGACCGCCGAUUCCUCCCUCUCCUUCAGGCGUUGCAGUCGACGGGCCAGAAGCGGCCGGAGCCUGUUGGCGGAGGCCGCGGGGCCAACAAGAAGGGCAAGAAACAGCCGCCGCCUCCCCGGGCCGAGCCGAGCGGGCCGGGCCGGGGCCAGGGCCGGGGCGCCGAAGAGGUGGCCGGGGUGCCGGAGCAGGAUGAGCAGCUUCGGCUACAGAGGGAGCUGGACUGGUGUGUGGAACAGCUGGAGCUGGGCCUGAGGACUCAGAAGUCCACCCCAAGGCAGGCGGAACAGGCAGCCCGAGCUAUAAAGACGCUUCGGAGUCAUCGAGCGGAGUUACCCAAGAAACGUCAAGUGAUGAGGUCACUGUUUGGGGACUACCGGACCCGAAUGGAGGAAGAUCGCAAAACAGCCCUGAAGGCCAUGGAAGCUGCAGCUCGAUCAGCUCGGAUGCUGCCCGUUGAAGAGGCUGUCCGAAGGAAGAGUAGCCGGGUCUGCAGGCAUCGUCCGGGUGGAGGGAUGAGUUCUGUGCCUUCUCCAAAGGAAGAAUUUAGGUUUAACUUUUUUUAAUCCCUACCCACCAGGGAUCUCCCUAAUUUCUGCCAAAAAAUCUGCCACUACCACCCCCAACCCAUUCUAGGGGCUGGAGAGGGAGCAGGUAAUCAGGUUUGGGAAAGUCACCUGGUAGGCAGAUAUAUGAUUGAGAUGGCUCAGACUUCCUGCUUCUCAGAUGUGUGGUCAUUGUCACAGAAGCCCCUGCUUGACAUGUGGGGUCACCAGGCCCCUUGUGGGAUAGAUAUGUAUUUACCAUAUCUUGAAUUCUUUGAAGACAGACAAGCUUAGUUUGUACUGUGCCUUGGCUAGAGGGUGAAGAUGGAGGUAGCUGAAGCUGCUUGAAAAAGACUGAUUUGGCUUUUACCUCUUAGCUACCUUGGUGCCUCUAGAGAGGUCUUCAUUCAGUAAAAUCAUCCCUCAACUUUC